AACACAAGAACUUAGCUGUACAUCGUACAUGUAAGUUUUUCAAUCCUACUUGCCAUAUGUCUAUCUCUACCCAUUCCCUGUUUACUGUAAAUAUAUGGCCGCCUCCCUCUCUUUCCUCUAAAGAGCAGAGACAUAUGUAUGCUUUGCAAUUUGCAAUAUUACAAGAUUAUUUAAAAUCCAAAAGAUCGAUGGACAACGGAAAGAAUCCAAUCAAAGAGGAAGAAAAGGUUUUAUCUUUCGGAAAAAAGGCAAUCAAAGAAGAAAAAAAUGUUUUUUCUUCCGGAAAGAAUUAUGAGCCUAAGGUUGCCUCCUCUUCGUCAAAGUCUCUAAUGAAGUUGGAAACUGCAUCUGAACAAUCAGAACCAGACUCAUACUCAGCAGAAGCGACAAUAGUUUUGGGUGAAAUGGAGGAGUCUGAUGAUGAGGACGGUGACUUCAUUUUAAAACUCUUAACGACCGAUUAUGUUGAUGCUUCGCCAGCAGCGACCAAAAACUCUCCUGUUGCACCGACAUUAAAUCCUGCGGCAGUGGCAGUAGCACAGGGUGACAAGGCUAGGAAGCAAGUUGCCCUAGGAACAGUUGUCUUAGCCCCGCCGGCACGAGCACCAGCUUCCAUCGCCAAACCAUUUGAAAUCAGGAAAGCCAUGCCUCCUCAAGAGCUUGAAAACCUAGCAAAAACUGACCCGAAGAGGGCAACAAGGAUUAUCACAAAUCGAAGGUCAGCUAUGAGGGCUAAGGAGAGGAAGAAGCUGUAUACAUACACGCUCCAACAUGAGCUACAAAAGUUGAAAUCUCAAGCUGCUCAAUCAUCAAUUCAAUUGACCUUAUUGGGGACAGAGCAUAAUGCCUUGAGUGAUGAAAAUUCCAAACUGAAAGAUCGUGUACACUUCGUUAAGCGAAUGAUUGCCAUGCAAGAGUCAAAAACUGAUGAAAUCAGAAAGGAGAUUCAGUUUUAUAAACUUUUACUGGCUAGACAAAUGCGGGGUGCAGUUGAUGGAAGCAGGAUUAGCUCUAGUGCACCUUCUGCUAACGUUAACGCCCAGCACCAUGCUGUGAGUCCAUCCUCGGCUGCCCAACAAGGCCUGAAUUUACCAAGUCUGACCACCCAUGUGCACCAGCGUCUGCAGCAUGAUUCUCAACAGCCGCGAGCUGGACAACGCCCCAAUCAAGUUCGUCAGGCAUAGCAUUAGAAUUACUAUCCAACCCACAAUGAGUGGCUGUGGCCUCGACAUGUUCGAGUAUAGCAGCUACUGUCAAACCAACCACACAUCCAUCUUGUAAACAUCCAUCGUUGUGGGAUUAGUAUAUAUUGUUGGGUUUCUGGCAAAGAACUACAUAGAAAUUGUCAAGACAGUCGAUGUUAAGUACCUUUAAUUUCUGAAGAAUUUGUGUGCUUGAUUUAAUAUAAAUAAUAGU
Theobroma cacao (cacao) is the source of this 1416-nucleotide messenger RNA. The record is from RefSeq and is a predicted model, not a curated record. NCBI's taxonomy places the organism in Eukaryota, Viridiplantae, Streptophyta, Magnoliopsida, Malvales, Malvaceae.